AUGAGCACCCUGGAUGAGGGCAGCAACCCUCCUGUCGCUAAAGACUGCGGCGUAGCUACUGCCGACGAUGCCCCAGGACAUCCGGACCUAAACCAGUGCCAGGGCGAGGAAACCGAGGCGACCCAGGUGAUGGCGGACACAGGUGAGGAGGGCAACUUGGAGACCCCCGCCGAGGCAGGCGCCCCCGAGAGCCCCGCGAGCUGUGCCCCUGUGUUCCGCGUUCGAGUUUUUGGGAGCCGCAGCCGUGUAGCGACCAAAUCGGGCCAGAAAGAGGGUCCGCCUCCGACGGAAGGCUUGGCAGCAGCCUCUGCUUCAGCCUCCCCCGCGGUAGCAACCGACAAUAGCCAGGAAAAUGGCUGUCAGCGUAGAGAGCCGCGGGGCCCUGCUGGGGAGAAAGCUCUAGAAGCCUGUGGCGCAGGGGGGUUGGGGUCUCAGAUGAUGCCUGGGGCGAAGGCCAAGGAAAUGACGACAAAAAAGUGCGCCGUUUCAGCGGCAACGGAAAAGGAGGGAGUAGCGGAGGAGGUGGUGGAGGAAAAGAAGGUGAUGCAGAAGGAAAAGAAGGUGGUAGGAGGAGUGAAAGAGGAGUCACGGGCCAAGGCCCCGAAGAUCAAUAACUGCAUGGAUUCCCUGGAGGCCAUCGAUCAGGAGCUGUCAAAUGUAAAUGCCCAGGCUGACAGGGCCUUCCUUCAGCUGGAGCGCAAGUUUGGCCGGAUGCGAAGGCUCCAUAUGCAGCGCAGAAGUUUCAUUAUCCAAAAUAUCCCAGGUUUCUGGGUCACUGCCUUUCGGAACCACCCCCAGCUGUCCCCUAUGAUCAGUGGCCAAGAUGAAGACAUGAUGAGGUACAUGAUCAAUUUGGAGGUGGAGGAGCUUAAACACCCCAGAGCAGGCUGCAAAUUCAAGUUCAUCUUUCAGAGCAACCCCUAUUUCCGAAAUGAGGGGCUCGUCAAAGAAUAUGAGCGCAGAUCCUCUGGCCGGGUGGUGUCUCUUUCCACUCCAAUCCGCUGGCACAGGGGCCAAGACCCCCAGUCACAUAUCCACAGGAAUCGGGAAGGAAACACUAUCCCCAGUUUCUUCAACUGGUUCUCAGAUCACAGCCUUCUAGAAUUCGACAGGAUUGCUGAGAUUAUCAAAGCAGAACUGUGGCCCAAUCCCCUACAGUACUACCUGAUGGGCGAAGGGCCUCGCCGAGGAAUUCGAGACCCAGCAAGGCAGCCCGUGGAGAGCCCCAGGUCCUUCAGGUUCCAGUCUGGCUAA
Molecule: messenger RNA, 1254 nt
Organism: Puma concolor (puma)
Lineage: Eukaryota; Metazoa; Chordata; Mammalia; Carnivora; Felidae
Source: RefSeq, a predicted model, not a curated record